GCUCCACCCCCCCUCUCACACCCGCUGCAGUGUCACGUGCUCCAGCAAUGGCGGCGCCCGUAGCGUACAACGUGUGGCGACGCGUCUGAGUAGCCGAAUCCGAUCCACGAUCAAGAAAGACGAAGACGGCCGGGCGAACUUGACGACGCAUAGGUUUGUCGUCUUCAGAGCCGCCCGCCUCCUGCUCGUAAACGGAUGCUAUUGAAGAUAGAGUUGAAUCGUAACAACAACAGCCGAAAUAAAAUCAACUCAAGAUGCUGCGGGGCGCGAGGUUCCUGCUCGCUGCUGCAUCUCGGCCGCGGUGCCGGGCCCUCCACAGUUACGCAACCGAGGCCGAGUCCGUCCGCUCAGGGCUCCUCCCGUCAUCAUCUUCUCCUCUUCGCUUGGCCCUCGCAAGCGCGAGCUGCAGGAGGCAGUUCCACACGGGAAUCGCGAGGUCUGCCAAGUCGUCGGCUCAGGGAGGCGACCGCUUUGAGUUGCCCGACGAUAACGAUGACCACGACGACGACGAUGACGUCGUGAAGAGGGCGAGCGGCGUGAGGUCGAGGGUCAGGGCCAGGCGAGGCCGGGCCGUGGCAGCCGACUUCGAAGAUGAUGAUAAUUUUUUCGCGAAAAUUGAAGCCCAAUCCGAACGGUCAGGGGGGUCGGCUGCCCCUGUCCAGGAGAGACGCCCUCGCAAACCGCGUCACGAGCUGCACGAAGAAGACUUUGAAGAGCUGGAAGGAGGACGACGAGGAGGAGGAGGAGGAAGAGGAGGAGACGGUGAGUUCAGCUCCAGGGAGGCGACGACGGGCAGCAGGGCGUUCGGGCAGGCAACUUUCGGCAAACCCAACGCGAAUCCGAGGCGUGGCGACUCCUGGGAUGAAGGUGGCGACGGAGGACGGCUGCAGGAAGACGAGCGCGGGCAGCGCGGUGGCCACGUCAAACAGAGCAAGGGCCGGGCUCCGCACAGGGAGACGGCGUCGCACUAUGGGCGAUCCGACGACACCUACGACAAUGACGGUGACGACGACGACGCGUACCUGAAGAGGGCGACACCGGCGCGCGCUACCGGGGGAGGACAAGCCAGGGCCCGGGACGACGGCGACUAUAGCCACAGGGCGAAGGACGACUUCGCGGUCGACUACGGCUACAAGAGAAGAGACGGCGAGCGCGGCGAAUCGGGCUACAAGAGAAGGGACCGAGGUGACUACGACCACAGGCCGAGGGAAGGCGGCGACUACGGCUACAAAGCGAAGGACCGUGGCGACUUCGGCUACAAGAGAAAGGAUGGCGGCGGUGGUGGUGGCGGCGGUGGCGGCGGCAGCGCUGGUGACGGCGGCUACGGCUACAGGGCGAGGAACAGUGGCGGCAGCGACUACGGCUACAAAGCGAAGGACGACUUCGGCGUCAACUACGGCUACAGGGGGAAGAACGGGGGCGACCGCGGCUACGAUCGCGGCCGCGACCAGAGAGGCCCCCCAGGCAAGGCGCGGGGUUUCUCCGCAGGGGCCCCCUGGGAGAAGAGCGGGGAGCGCGGCCCCUGGCGGCGCUCGGACCCCGUGUCGGGGCACCGGAGCGAGGACGCCGGCGAUGGGGACAUGCUGUUCGGCAUCGCACCGGUGCACAUGGCGCUGCUGCACGGACACCGCGAGUUCAGGCGCCUCCUGCUCAACAGGAAGCGCAACCCCGAGCGGCCCGAGCUGCAGGAGCUGCUGCGCUUGGCGGCCGAGCGCGGCAUCGAGACGGAGCUGGUGAACCGACGGCAGCUCGACGAGCUGAGCGAGGGCCGCCCCAACCAGGGCGUGUGCCUGGAGGCAAGCCGGCGCGACUUCAUGGACUACGAUGCCCUCUUUGCCGGCUCCGCCGACGUCGUGAGCGCCGGCGCCGCCGAGGUUGCGCCGGCCAGCCAGGGCGAGCCGGAGCCCGCGGGCGGCGGAGAGGAGAGCAGCGACCGGCAGGCGGAGGAUCCGGUGAAAGCGGAAGUCGCCACCGACGACCCGGCCGCUGGGUCGCCCGCGAGCGAGACCGUAGCGGACGGCGGCAAGAGGCGCCUGUGGGUGGUGAUUAACGAGGUGAACGAUCCCAUGAACCUGGGCGCCGUGCUGCGCUCCACCUACUUCAUGGGCGUCGAGACGGUGCUCAUCACCAAGCAGAACAGCUGCUCGCUGACGCCGACCGUGAGCAAAGCCAGCGCUGGCACCGUGGAGGUGAUGGACAUUUACACGACGGGGCGGCUGCCGCAAGUCUUGCAGGAGAAGGCAAAGCAAGGCUGGCAGAUCGUGGGCACGGUGGGGUAUGCCAAGAGCACGGGGUCAGCUGUGCCGGUUGUGCCCUGCGACCAGUACCAGCUGAAGGCCCCCACCAUCCUCCUCAUCGGCAACGAGGGCUACGGUCUCCCGCAGGAGUUGCUCGCGCUGUGCGACGUGCUGCUCACCAUCGAGCCGCGGCGCGAGCUGCACCGCGGCAUCGAGUCCCUCAACCUGUCCGUGGCAACGGGGAUCCUGUUGUACAAUUUGCUCGGCAAGGCCGCGGAGGAGAAGCAAGAAUGAAGGACGCGUGCGUGUGCGAGGAAAGCGAUACAUAUUCGUAGUACUUGAUAUGUUUUUAUUAUUAUAUGGCACUACGAGAACACGCGAAAAGAUGAAUGCAAUUUGCAUGUGGAGCGUAUCACUUUGUCCGUCUCGACUGCUGUCAAAAGGGGGCGAGUGAGAUUUGUCGUCGUACUGUGAAAUGUGUUUGAUAUUUUGUAGACAUUGGACGUCCGAAGAUCCCCAGGUCACUCUUGCAAAUGAGGCUUGUCCUGGACUCUUUAAAAGUUGUCACCUGGGUAAACAAACAAAAAAAUGAAAUAAUUAACUCGCCCAACAUUUCAAUGGCUCAGUCAAGGUUCGCAGCUGCGAUUCGUUUGUCUCGGUUAUUACCGCCCCCGUUUGUAUCGUUUCUCGGUUUGUUUUUGUACUUCGUUUUUUCACUCCCAUUAUCUUAAAAAUAACAUCGUCAUUUAAUUGCAUAUAAUUAGCAUACUUCGUAUAUAUAAUCGGCACUUGGCGCGUGAAGUUCUAUCCACGGUUGGAAUAUGAAUGGGUUUAAAAAAAGUUUCGGGACUGAGAACUUAAAAGAGCAAGUCUCAAAAUAAAAUGUUUCAAACAAAAA
This is a messenger RNA of Petromyzon marinus (sea lamprey), 3135 nucleotides long. RefSeq names its product mitochondrial rRNA methyltransferase 1 (gene MRM1). Gene Ontology annotation, molecular function: RNA binding; rRNA (guanine) methyltransferase activity. NCBI's taxonomy places the organism in Eukaryota, Metazoa, Chordata, Hyperoartia, Petromyzontiformes, Petromyzontidae. Gene Ontology annotation, biological process: rRNA methylation. Gene Ontology annotation, cellular component: mitochondrion. The record is from RefSeq and is a predicted model, not a curated record.